UUCCGGUUUCUGACCUGGACUUGGGCGGUAACUUGACACAGUUGCUAUGAGACAAAUGAAGUUCGUACUCCUCAGCUGGCUAUGGCGGAUGUUGUUGAAAAUGACAGCAUGAAGAAUUAUCAUCUAGCGUCAGAAAAAGUGGCCCCGGAGAUCAGCCGCUUUCCCCACUGCAUCGUGUGGACGCCCAUCCCCGUGCUGUCAUGGCUGUUUCCUUUCAUUGGUCACAUGGGAAUCUGCACUUCCACCGGAGUCAUCCGGGACUUUGCUGGACCGUACUUCGUCUCAGAAGACAACAUGGCUUUUGGGAGACCCACAAAGUACUGGAUGCUUGACGUGAGUAAAGUCUACGCCAGCGGCUCCAACGCCUGGGACACGGCCGUGCACGACGCCUCAGAGGAGUACAAGCACAGGAUGCACAACCUGUGCUGUGACAACUGUCACUCUCAUGUGGCCAUGGCUCUGAAUCUGAUGCGAUACGAGAACAGCACCUCAUGGAACAUGGUGAACCUCUGCCUUCUCUCAUUCAUCCGCGGAAAAUAUGUCGGCUGCGCAGGCGUCCUGAAGACCUGGCUGCCGUUCUUGUUGCUCGUGGGCAUCGUCCUCACAGUUGCUCUCGCCGUCAACAUCCGAUGACCCGGGGUCGGGUCAGGUGGGGUCAGGCGAGGCGGCGGACGCGACAUCCACACGAUCCGCCCCGCCCUCCACACUGUGGCGCCACGACCAAACACAAACCACCUUUUGAAGAACGCCAUCGCCGCGUCGAGCAACAGUAACCGAGGACCUGAAGCCUGCCUACCUCCGGGAGAGGACACAGGAAACGUGUUUAUUUUUAUUUUUUUUCUGACUGCAGUGCCGAAGCUAUUGUACCUCAACGAUUCAUAUCCAUUCACACAUAUGCAUUUUUAUGAAUUCCAGCUAUUGGACAUUUGACAAUAACAGCUUCACACUAAUUGUAAAGAAGUUCUGGCCUAGUAGAGUUCAUGCCUUGCUUUCAGACUGAUGGGGGGUGUUUACCUGAUAUCUUCAGUGCUUCCAGAAAGCCAUUUUUAUACUGGAGCACAAACGUCAUUAGCUGCCUUAUUGCAACUUUCUAGCAUUUCAUACUUGAUCUAAUGUAGCUCUUCCACAGCAACGUGAGCGUAUUUUCCUAUCUGUACACGACACACCGAGCAGUCGGCAUCUUCUGAGAGAGAUAUUUUCUUAAAGAUUCCUUGAACACGUCUAACCUCACGGUACUGUUUUCAACACCUCAUCGGUGUGACGAUUGUAGCGACCUUGGUGAAUGUGGCUGUGAUAGAUAUCUCUAGGGUGACCAUCCACAAUCCCACUGGGAUGUUUUCUUUCUGCUCAUUACUGAUUUUUCACACAGAAAUCAGUCAGUGCCUGAUUCAUGACCUGUAUCGCAGAUCUCUUCCACGGCGUGGCAUUUUCAGCGUUCUUUCUUUUUUUCUUUUCUUUUGCUAUUAAAUGUUCUCUCCUCAUAACGGUUGACACUACAAAUGCGUUGCUAUGGCUGUCGGAGUAGAGGGGGCAGACUCAGAUCCUGUCAUUGUUUGCAAACAGAGACAAAGGAGCGUGGAGCUCUCUCUCUCUCUCUCUGUUUCUCUCUCUCCCUCUCUCUCUGUCUCUCUCUCUCUCUCUCUCUGUCUCUCUGUCUCUCUCUCUCUUCCAGCAGCAGGUAGAAGGAUUCUCAGGUUUUUCACGCUCGCCAACCAUCGCUCAGUGUUUCAGCGAGCUCCGCCGCUUCCUGCUGCUUUCCCGGCUCAGCGGUUCAGAGCUGAAAGUCGCUGGGAAAUAUCCGCACCGCCUUUUUAAAGUUUAAAUUCAACCCAACCAACAUCCUGUAAAGGUCGUCUGCAGAUGUUGAGAGAGUACCUGUUUCUAAACAUUAUCUGGCUCGUAGGGCCAGAUAAUGACGGAGUAUUAGGGCCAGAAUACGUGAUUUUGUUUUUUUUCAUAACAAUUUGACAAUGAAGUCAUAUUAGUAGAAUAAAGAUGCAAUAUUAUCAGAAGGAAGUCUUAAAAUGACAAGAAAAAUGUUGUUUUUGGUUUCUUUGAAAUAGACUCAGUUUACACAAUUGUUUCAAAGUCCUGCUCCUGAUGAUAUUUUAAUGCUGAUGUGUUCAGACAUUAAAUAUGGCUUCUUUGUAUAUCUGAAUGCAAAGUAAAACUUCACAAGAUGCCCAACAUUGCUCAUUUUAAUUUUUUUUAUUUUUCCUCUAGGAGUUACCAUAACAUUACUACUUCAUUCUACUAAUAUAGCUUUAUUCAAAUAUUAUGAGUUUUAUUGUUUUGACUUUGUCAUACGAGAUUUGUCUAAUACUACAAUUUCUUUUCUUUGUCUUAUUACAACUUCAUGCUCACAUUCUGCCUUUUUGUCAUUUUUUUUAUUCCCAUAUCACUCUGGUUUGAUUGUCAUGAUUUUUUUUUUCUCGUAUUGUUACGACUUUUGUCUCAUAUUACAACUUUCUUCUCAGAAAAUUUAGACUUUAUUCUCACUUUAUUCUGGUAAUAUUGCAAAUCAAUUUUUGUGCUAUUCUGACUCGUUUUCAUAUUGCAACCAUAUUCUUGUAAUAUUCUAAAUUUGUGUUAUUGCAACAUUAUUCCUACAUUACUCCGACUUGCUGCCUUACGUCUUUGGUUUUGCAAUAUUGUGACUUUGUUCUCAUAUUAUGUGACUUUUUCUCAUAAUUAGCUAUUUUUUUCUGUGCCUGGCCCUAACACUCUGUCCUACAUUCAUGUGUACAAUUUGCCUCUCUUCCCUGUAAAUAGGGAAUGGGCACUAAAAUGCCCAUUUUAGCGGGCAUUUUGUAAAAACAUUAUCUUGACUUUUUAAAUCUUAGUCAUUUACACUAAAAUUGUACUUUGUAUUCCAUGUUUCCGUUUAACGUCUGCUGAGGGUUGCAGCAGAGCCGUGCCUAAAACAGACUGUGUGCUACUUUUUACAUAUUCUGUCAGGAAGACCAUGCACAUGUAUGGCUGCAUGUGUGUGUCGCUGCAUGUGUGUGUCGCAUGCAUGCAGGAAAAAGGUUUGAAACUGAAAGUCGUCUUUCGUAAUCGUCUCCGUCUCUUUGACCUUGUGAAAAGUAUUCACACCUCUUGAACCUUUCCAAAGUCCAAGCAGGAUCUUCAGGAUCUAUUGUAUGCAAUAGACAACACUAGAGAGGAGGAACACGGUGGUGGCAGCGUAGUGCUGCGGCGAGUCUUAUCAUUUGGUCUAUUCAAGGAGUCUGCAACCUUUAUAAACCAAACAACCGUUUUUACCCCCAGUCCAACUAAAUGAAACUCGUUUAUAGUCACAAAUGUUACGUAAUUAAUUAUUUAAACAGAAAAAAGUUUACCACACAAUGAUGAGGGAAAAUAAUUAAAUAUUACUGAUACUUCACUUAUUCUGUCUGCAAAAAAAGCCCCUAAAGUGCUCCAUUUGCAUUUGUGAUAUAUAUAUUUUUAAAAAAGUGUUGUUUUUUUUCCCCCACUUUUUUUAGCCAAAUUGUUGAGAGAAAUUAUGGAAGGUUAAAAAAACCCCCACAGGUUUCACCCCCUCUGCUCUAUCGAAUAACAUCCUAUUAAACGCAGCCUUUUAUGAUUUUAAUGUGAAAAAAAUGUGGAAAACGUUCAAGGUGUGCCAAUACUUUUGCAGAGCUUUUAAUUUAGUGCUGUAUAUUUCUCAUAGUUUCUUGCGGGUAUGGAAUAGCUAAUUAUCUUUAAUCAGAGUUGAUAACAAAUUUGAGUUAAUCAUCCCUGCUUAAGUCGAGACAGCAGUAAUGUUUCAUCAUCUGCAGCUGCAGACCGUCUCCAUUAGUGCUGCUUAGAUCAAAGCAGCAAAACAGAGGAAAUGACACGCUGUUGUAGAGUCCAUGUAGUCAAUUUCAGGAUUUUUUUUUUUAAAUGCGUUUGCCACACUUGCAUUUAUUAUGUUGCUUUAAGGCUGGCCAAUAAGUUGAUUUUUAUCGAUUUGAUUGAAUUUUCUGGUUUUGAAAAUGUAAUUUAUGGAAAAUCUUUCUUCACUUCGGGUUUCCAUCAUUCAGAGUGAUGUUUUUUGACAUGUUUUGCAACUUCUGUUUAUUUCAACUUUGAAUUAAAUAUUAAGGUUUUUUCUGCUUUUGUUUUUUUUGUAGAUAUUUUCAAGAUAUCUUCUGUUAUUUCUUUCUUUUUAUAUGUAUGUGGCAAAAAAAAAACAAAGGGGGAAAAAAUUUUAAUCGGAAAUCGAGUUUUGGAAUAAAAAGAUAAAAUCAUGUUUAUUUUUAAAUCAUAUCGCCCAGCACUACGUUAAUUACAAGAUCAUUUGGAAACCAGUUAAAAAUCUUUCCAAAUAUUUUCUGGACACUCUUAAGUUCUGAGACAUCUUGCUCUCAGGGUCAGGUAGUUUUGGGAAACAUUAUUGAAAGAAAUGUCACUUUUUAAAAAUAUCUAACACUUUCAUUUAUGCUUAAGUCAAAAUAUGGUUUCUUGUUUCUAUUAGCUGGAUUAGAAAAGAUGCUCAUUCGUUGCUAUUAGAGAAAAUAAAUAUCCAGCUCUUUUGAGACCGCCUUAUAACUGCCUGUCAUAUAGGAGCUUACUUGUGCAUAAAACAGAGGAGAGGUGGCUCCUUUGUAGGAAGUCCUGCACAGGAAUGCAGUACUGUGUGGAGAUCAAUGAAGCGGUCUUAGGUGUAGCCUGCUGUGGUGCCUUUCCGUAUCCAGGAGCCAGGUCCAGGAAUGUGGGGACCUGCUGUCCCGCCGUUCCAGUCUGCGGACAAAAGACAGUCAGGACGGCAUUACUAGUGCCGACAUUCACUGGUUACAUACUUAACACGGGUCUGUUGACUCAAACUCUUGUGUCGUUCCGAUCCUCCAGAUAUCUUUCUUGAUGCUGGGAAUUCUCCCAAAUUCAGAAAGUGACUGUGUGAACAACUGUAACCCCAAUAAAGAUGUCUAUUAUUCUUGCAA
Xiphophorus couchianus (Monterrey platyfish) is the source of this 4928-nucleotide messenger RNA. RefSeq names its product transmembrane protein 222b (gene tmem222b). Lineage: Eukaryota; Metazoa; Chordata; Actinopteri; Cyprinodontiformes; Poeciliidae. The record is from RefSeq and is a predicted model, not a curated record. Bases 82 to 633 code for a protein of 183 amino acids. The transcript has 6 exons.